AUGAAGUCUCAUUCUGGCAUCUUCCACCUCCUCCCCCUCGGUCGACGCGUCCAGGACAAGCUGGAGAAAGUCAUUGACCAUCACAUGCAGGAGCUGGGGGCCUCCAGAGUCUCUCUAUCGACCAUCACGUCCAAGGAUCUUUGGCAGAAGAGCGGCCGUCUAGCACAACUAGAGCCCGAGUUAUGUCGUCAUCUGUUCAACUCCCCGGUGAAGGUCUUCGGCUUUGAUGAUCGCAAGGGGGCAAAAUACAUGUUGUCGCCCACACAUGAAGAGGAGAUCACUACAUUGGUGGCAAAAACCGUCAAGUCCUACAAGGAAUUACCCCUUCGCCUCUAUCAGAUCACACGCAAGUUUCGCGACGAACUACGCCCUCGACAUGGACUGCUCAGAACCCGCGAGUUCACCAUGAAGGAUCUGUACACGUUUGAUGUCUCCGUUGAUGCGGCUUUGAAUACGUAUGCCAAGGUCCAGUCAGCAUACGCUGGUGUCUUCAAAGCCUUGAGGUUGCCCGUGCUGGUAGCCAGGGCCUCCUCCGGGGAUAUGGGGGGCGACCUUAGCCAUGAGUACCAUCUCCCAAUCUCCGUCGGCGAAGACACCGUGGUCACAUGCAACACAUGUGAUUAUACAGUGAACGCAGAGGUUGCGGCAACAAGACUCGUCGCCGAGGAAGCACAGGAACUGGGAAGCGAAACGGCUACGGAGGUUUCUAACGCCCCUCCCGUAAAGGUUUGGCGGGGGAUCAGCAGGGAUCGCACAAUACUAGUGAAUGCUUGGUAUCCGGGACAGCUUCAGGAGGAGUCCGGACUGGCUGAAAUCGGGGCCAGCGACAUCAGCAUUCCGGCCAUCAAGUCUAUCGUCCCUGACCUAGAUGCAGGCAUCGACGACGCUGCGUCUCUGUGGCGGGAUGCCCUUCCAGUGUCACUCUCUGGCAGCCAAGACACUGUCAAUCGACCGCAAAUCGUCAAUGUGGUGGACUCCAGGUUGAGGAAUACCAUUGGAGAAGUGCUCCAAGAUGAGCACAGAGUGUGGCCCAUGCUUAGCUCAAGCGCGAAAAGAGCAGACGUACAGAUCACCACAAUCACGAGGAAUGACAAUGGCCAGCUGCUUAACCUUCUCGCCGCUCGUGCUGGCGACGGGUGUCCUGUCUGUGAUUGUGGUAUUCUACAUGUGCAGAAGGCCCUGGAGGUGGGGCACACCUUUCACUUAGGGACAAGAUACUCUGAACCCUUCGGGGCCAUCGUCUCGAUCCCACAAGAGAAAGGUCGACAUCGGCCAUCGGAGAAUACGACUCUGAUGCAAAUGGGCUGCCAUGGAAUCGGCGUUUCACGGCUCAUUGGUGCCGUGGUCGAGCAUUUGGCAGACAACAAGGGCCUGCAGUGGCCUCGCGCAAUAGCCCCAUACGAAGUUGCGGUCGUUUCAGCAGCAGAUCUGGCUGAAGACGCAGCCGAGGUUUACGAUGAGAUUGCGGCAUCUCCAAGUGGUGGCGACAUGGUAGAUGUGGUUCUAGAUGAUCGCACAGUGUCCCUGGCAUGGAAGCUCCAGGAUGCAGACCUUGUAGGAUACCCGGUCCUUGUCGUUGUGGGCAAGAUUUGGAAAAUGGAUAAAGGAAGCUGCGAGGUUCAGUGCAGGAGUCUCGGCGUCAGGGAAACGGUUCCGCUCUCGAAUCUUCGUCGGCGCGUAUCAGAACUGCUCGAACAGCUCUAG
Colletotrichum higginsianum IMI 349063 is the source of this 1704-nucleotide messenger RNA. Its product is annotated as prolyl-tRNA synthetase. The coding region runs from base 1 to 1704 and encodes 567 amino acids. The record is from RefSeq and is a predicted model, not a curated record. The transcript is spliced from 5 exons. Gene Ontology annotation, molecular function: ATP binding; proline-tRNA ligase activity. Lineage: Eukaryota; Fungi; Ascomycota; Sordariomycetes; Glomerellales; Glomerellaceae. Gene Ontology annotation, cellular component: mitochondrion; cytoplasm. Gene Ontology annotation, biological process: prolyl-tRNA aminoacylation.